GCUCUUCUUGUCGCUGCACCAGCUACACUGUAGAAGUCGAGGUUCCAGACCCGCCCUGACUCGCGCCACAGGGAGCCUGGUUUGCAAGCCCAUUUCCAACCGCAAUCACCAGCAAAGGACCUGCAGGACAGGGGCAGGAGGAGAAGCGGCAUGGACGACAAGACACAACGGAUCUUCCCGCGGUACAUCUCCUCAGUCCAAAGCAAUUCCUACCCGACACCAGGCCAGUGUAGCAACGACCAGGGUCCGAGCCAGAGGCAACUUCAAAACAAAAGUCCACUGCCUGCCGCGGGUGUUGCUUACGGGCAGUCUACAAGUGGUAUUCACUCACCUGGCGCAAUUACGCCUCAGUUCCCGCGCUCUGUAUCACAAGCCGCCGAGGCGCAGCAGAGACGGAGGGCAUACGGCCAGCAGUACCCGCUCAUGGACACAGCCUCGUCGCCAGUGGGGCUGCCAGCACGUUCGGGUCACAGUACAGCGUCGUUUUCAUUUCGGAGACAACACUCCCGCAUGAGCGACAAUAGCUGGACCGACUCGACCUCAAGCUCCACGACGACCAGCGGCCACUGCUGCGUCUGCAACGCAGCCAGCGACUCCGACUUGAUUCCUCGCCGCAAGAGGCGCCGCCGUGCUAAGUCGGGUGGCGACAAACCGAAUAACUUCUCGUGGAUAACCUGCGUGCCCAUUGUGGCCGUGGCUGUGAUCGCCGCUUGCCUGUUCCUGUUAGCCCUUUCAGCUGUGGCACAGUCGCGCCGUUUGGCGUUCUCUCUUCCCGUGACGCGCCAUCUGCAGGAAGAAGCCCACCCGCAGCGGAAGGGAACGUCUCCUACUGUCGCGAGCACGAGCGACGCGCGCGUACAGCAAAAUCUGUUGGUUGAAGAGGAAGGGAGCGAGAAAAUUGGGAAACGUGAUCCAAGCACAACGACUGAGGGCACAUCCGAGCCAACCACAACAUCUGCACCCACGGUCAAGGCUAAGACUUUGGCUCCGGGUUUGAAGAGGAAGCACUCCAAGCGUGGAAGGAAGACUACACCCUCGCCAAAACGAGCUGCGAAAAAGAACAAUGACAGCAGUCGGAAAGCAGGCAGGACUACUAAGGUCAUUCGUUCACAACAUGCCGUCGGUCCCGAGUGUCGCGAAGUGUUCUACACGUUCUGCGAGCGCUCGGAGCACGAAUUUUACUACCAGCCUGAAAGCAACACGUGUUACCAGACGAAUGUGGUGAACGUUUGCACCCGAGGCACCAACCGGUUCGCCACACUGGACCACUGCGUUCACAGCUGCGUCUCUACCAGGCACCCGGCUGACGAGUGCUUCGGCAAGCCGAUCUUCACGCGCUGCGCAAGGCGAGAUGUCCUCUCCGACUGGUGGCACUACGACAACAGCAAGUGCGUGCCCUGGAUAUUUCCUUCAGGCGGCUGUCCGGCUAACGUAAGUGCGGUCUUCCCGACGGCCAAGGAGUGCGACAAGCACUGCCGAAAACCGCAUGGUCGACCCCGGUGCCAGCGGCCCGAGGUGGUGGCCUGCGGUCGCCAGCACCUCAAGUACCAGUACUUCGCUCGCGUGUCGCCGGAAGACGGCCGCUUGCGUUGUUUCCGCUCUUCGUUGACCACGCUGCGGCGCCACCUGUGCCUCGUGGGCGCGAACCGGUUCCCUACCUUCGGUACCUGCGUCGCCUCCUGCCGGCAGAAGCCGCCAACUUCAGCAUAGUCGACGACGUCGCCACCUUAUUUUCCUCUUUGUCGGCGUCGCGAACAAUGGACCGUCUUCGUGCUCGUGAAACGUGUCGUUCUUAAUUUUUACGCAGCUUCGCAACUACAAUACACCGCAUGGCGUAUACGCUGUGCAGCGGCAGAGUAUUGGUGCUAAAUUUCACCCUCAACAAAGAAGUGAACGCUGCUUU
Messenger RNA from Dermacentor albipictus, 1903 nucleotides. RefSeq lists its product as uncharacterized. The record is from RefSeq and is a predicted model, not a curated record. NCBI's taxonomy places the organism in Eukaryota, Metazoa, Arthropoda, Arachnida, Ixodida, Ixodidae. Gene Ontology annotation, molecular function: serine-type endopeptidase inhibitor activity.